Tinamus guttatus (white-throated tinamou) is the source of this 936-nucleotide messenger RNA. The record is from RefSeq and is a predicted model, not a curated record. NCBI's taxonomy places the organism in Eukaryota, Metazoa, Chordata, Aves, Tinamiformes, Tinamidae.
AUGUCCAACAGAAGUUCCUUCAAUGAGUUCCUCCUGCUGGCAUUCUCAGAAACACGGGAGCUGCAGCUCUUGCACUUCUCGCUGUUCCUAGGCAUCUACGUGGCUGCCCUGCUAGGGAAUGGCCUCAUCAUUACAGCAAUAGCCUGUGACCACCACCUCCACACCCCCAUGUACUUCUUCCUUCUCAACCUCUCCCUCCUCGAUCUUGGCACUAUCUCCACCUCUGUCCCCAAAUCCAUGUCCAAUUCCCUGUGGGACACCAGGACCGUUUCCUACUUGGAAUGUGCUACUCAACUCUUUCUGCUUGUCUUUUUCAUUUUGGCUGAGUACUUCCUUCUCACUGUCAUGGCCUACGACCGCUUUGUUGCCAUCUGCAGACCCCUGCACUAUGGCACCCUCCUGGGCAACAGAGCUUGUGUCAAAAUGGCAGCAGCUGCCUGGGGCAGGGGGUUUCUCUGUGCUGUCCUGCACACUGCUAAUACAUUUUCACUACCAUUCUGUGAAAGCAAUGUCCUGGGACAGUUUUUCUGUGCAAUUCCCCAGAUCCUCAAGCUCUCCUGCACAGACUCCUACCUCAGGAAAUCUGGAGCUACUGUGGUUGUUGCCUGCUUAGGCUUUGGGUGCUUCAUUUUCAUUGUGGUGUCCUAUGUGCAGGUCUUCAGAGCGGUGCUGAAGAUCCCCUCUGAGCAGGGACGACACAAAGCCUUUUCCACGUGCCUCCCUCACCUGGCUGUGGUCUCCCUGUUCGCCAUCACGCUUGCGUUUACUCACCUGAAGCCCCUCUCCAUUUCCCAACCAAAUCUGGAUCUGGUGCUGUCUGUCUUGUACUUGGUGGUACCUCCAACAAUGAACCCCCUCAUCUAUGGCUUUAGGAACAAGGAGCUCAAAGAUGCCAUAAGGAGGCUGAUCCAAUGUGUAUAUUGUCAGCACCAGUAA